Messenger RNA from Pseudocercospora fijiensis CIRAD86, 411 nucleotides. RefSeq lists its product as uncharacterized. NCBI's taxonomy places the organism in Eukaryota, Fungi, Ascomycota, Dothideomycetes, Mycosphaerellales, Mycosphaerellaceae. The transcript is spliced from 4 exons. Gene Ontology annotation, biological process: protein folding. Gene Ontology annotation, cellular component: cytoplasm; prefoldin complex. The record is from RefSeq and is a predicted model, not a curated record. The coding region runs from base 1 to 411 and encodes 136 amino acids.
AUGUUGUCAAGACGAAUGCUCUCCCGUGAGGAGGAGGCUGAGAUAGGAGAGGAGAAAGAAGUGCGCAAAGAAGACCAGGACAAGAUCAACCGCUUCAGUCGCCUUCACUCCCGCGAAAAGGGUUUAGAAGAGGAAUUGAAAAUCAAGCAGAAAGACAAGGAGGAUUUAGAAGAGAUUUCUUCUGAGCUCGAGCUGGCAGACGAGGACGACAAGGUCCCCUACAAAAUCGGCGACUCUUUCUUCAACCUGCCAGUGCCGGAGGUUCAGGAGCUGUUGUUAGCCGCUGUGGAACGAAUCGACGGCGAAGUGUCAACCCUCGAAGAGAAGCUGGCCGAGUAUCGCGAAGAGAUGCAAUCACUCAAAAGCAGCCUAUAUGCUCGCUUCGGUAAGAGCAUCAAUCUGGAAGUCUGA